This is a messenger RNA of Diaporthe batatas, 1639 nucleotides long. RefSeq lists its product as uncharacterized. NCBI's taxonomy places the organism in Eukaryota, Fungi, Ascomycota, Sordariomycetes, Diaporthales, Diaporthaceae. The transcript has 2 exons. Gene Ontology annotation, cellular component: mitochondrial outer membrane. Gene Ontology annotation, molecular function: ATP binding; ATP hydrolysis activity. The record is from RefSeq and is a predicted model, not a curated record. Bases 164 to 1441 code for a protein of 425 amino acids.
GCCCAUAGCCCGGCCAAAACACCUCGGCAGAAGGCGACAUUUUGUCAACUACAUUUCCCCAACUACAUUUCCCUCACAGUCGACAACACCCGGCCUCCCUUUGCUCCCUCUUUUCGAAUCCAAUCUCCCCUGCUCUUCAGCUCGCCGGCAUCCCGUCCUUUCCAUGAGCGGGAUCCUGUCCAGCUUAGUGAUGGGCGACCGCAGAGCCCGGACGUCUGACGCCGUCCUGAAUAUCGUCACUGCUGGUGCACUUGCUUUUGUCUCCUAUUUCUUCGUCAAAAACCUCCUCUCCUCCUUUGCGAACACCCUCGCCGACCCGGAGAAGGAGAAGCACGAGCAGGCUAGGAUAAAGGCCCAGGCGAACCUGUCGCGGUUACGGCGGAAUAGAAAUGAGGAUGGCGUGGACGACAUGGAAUCGAGCGGCUCACGGAAGGGCCCGCGGAUCGAGGACAUCCAGCUGAACGAGUACGAGGCCAUGGUCGCCCUCGAGGUGGUUGCUCCCGAGGAUAUCCCCGUCGGCUUUGACGACAUUGGCGGCCUGGAGGACAUCAUCGAGGAGCUCAAAGAAUCCGUCAUCUACCCGUUGACCAUGCCGCACCUGUACUCGCACGCCGCGCCGCUGCUCUCCGCACCCUCUGGAGUGCUGCUCUACGGCCCUCCGGGUUGCGGCAAGACGAUGCUCGCCAAGGCCCUUGCGCACGAGAGCGGCGCUUCCUUUAUCAACCUUCACAUCUCAACCCUCACGGAGAAGUGGUAUGGGGACUCGAACAAACUAGUCAGGGCCGUCUUCUCCCUGGCGCGGAAGCUGGAGCCGGCCAUCAUCUUCAUCGACGAGAUCGAUGCGGUGCUGGGUACGCGGCGGAGCAACGAGCACGAGGCAAGCGGGAUGGUCAAGGCCGAGUUUAUGACGCUCUGGGACGGUUUAACUUCGUCAAAUUCGGCCGGGGUUCCAUCUAGGAUCUGUGUGCUCGGCGCGACAAACCGUAUACACGACAUUGACGAGGCCAUUCUGCGAAGGAUGCCCAAGAAGUUCCCGGUCCCGCUGCCAGACAAGGACCAACGGCGCCGCAUAUUACAACUCGUUCUACAGGGCACAAAGCGUGAUCCGACGUUCGAGCUGGAAUACAUAGCCAAGGUCACGGCGGGCAUGUCAGGCAGCGACAUCAAGGAGGCGUGCAGAGACGCGGCCAUGAUACCGAUGCGGGAGUCUAUCAGAGAACACCGCGCCUCAGGCCAGUCGAUGUCUGGUAUCAGCCCCGAUCGGAUACGAGGCUUGAAGACAGAGGACUUCUUCGGAAGAAAAGGCGGUGGCCAGAUCCUUAUGCAGAACCACGAGCGACACUCUUCGCAAAGGGCCGCCGCUUCUGCUACUGCUGCUUCCAAGACCUCAAGUGAUGAGUAUGAGGAUAUUGAUGAGCAAGUUGGCGAAGCUCCAGACUGAUCGCGGGGUAAAAGCCUCGACGUGUGCACGAAAAUCACGUAUCGACGGAUUCAAUGCAAGAGGAACACGAACAGAAGUGUGUUUGGGAAGCAGCAGGCGCUUAGAUAGAAUCGUCACACCUCUAUUGGGAGAGCUGUAGAAUCAUGGGUAUGCUUUUAAGAAACUCAUGGGGGCCUGAAUACUAAAUAUUACCUCUCA